CCACGCCACAGGGUUGAUGGUGAUGACGCGGCCCUUGGUUGUACAACUGACUGUUACACAUCGUCAAAAUUGUUGGCCGGUGUCUUAGCCCUAUAAUGGAGUACUGGCUAUAUGCGACAAAGGCAAUAUUCAUUCCAACCCCUCGAGCCCUAUAUGUUAACAUUCUCAGCCUUGCUGGCAGUAACUCAGUAAGGGCUUACCCCAGUCCUGCUUAGAGUCGCCUGCAAACUUUAUAUAGUACUCGACCUUAUCAUUAAAAUCAUACAAACACUUGUGGCACUUUCCCUUACCCUACUCGACUAGUUUGACCUUUAGACAGCUUUACCAAUUUUGGGCCCUCACGGGACUUCGCAAUUUAGAAGAUGAUACAUCACAGUCUGUGAGAUAUCUGCGCACGCUUUGCUUGGUAGCAGCUGGUCCUGAUGGCGACCGGAAAAGCACCAUCCAUCUUGAUUGUUCCGGCGACGAGCUAUGAGAUUGACAGCGAUUGUGGGCGGAAGCCCAAGACACCUAAGAAGACUCCAAUUGUCUGCGGAGCCGCGCAGUCGCUGGAUGGAGUCGGUGCCUCGUUCUAUGACCCGCGAAACUUCCUCGUUCGGGGUGGGCAGAGGGCGUUCGAGCAGAAAAUCUUGAGCAUGAACAAGAAUGCUAUACAGGAGCUGCGGGCAGCCAACUCCGUGCUGGCAGAGGAGCUGUUAAGGGAGCGCGCAGGGGCAGAAGAGGUUCGUGACAAGCUGCGCGAGAAGGAGUGCGGCGUGGAGGCACUGCAUGCCGCCAUUGAGCGGCUGGAGAGGGCGCGCAAGGCGCAGGACAAGAAGCACCUGCUGCAGCUAAAAGAGCUCAACAGACGGUACAAGGAGGAGCAGGCGCAACGGCUGACGCUGGAGUCGGAACGCACGCAGCUGAAGGCCAGCAGGGAGGCAGUGGAGCGGCAGGUGGAGGCGCUGCAGGAGGAGCGGGCGCAGCUGAUGGACCUGCUCAAUGCGCAGCGCAACAACUGCAGCCGGCUGGAGGCAACCAUAGCAGCCGACGCCGCCACCAUUGCGGAGCUGCGCUCUCGCGCGCAGGCCACCGACACGCAGCUGGCUGAUGAGGUGGCGGCGCGCCAGGAGCUGUUUGCACGGCAUAAGGCCCUGGAGGCGGAUUUCACGCUGGUUUCGGAGCGCCACAGCGCCCUGGCCGCCAGCAACUCGGAGCUGGAGGGGCGGCUGCGCGCCGCUAGCUCGCAGAAACAGCUGCUGGAGGACGAGGUGGAGGCCGCCAGGAAGGCGCUGCAGGCUGAAAAGGCGGCCUGUGCCGCGGAGCGCCAGCACGCCACCUCGCUGCAGUUCGACCUGACGCAGCUGCAGAGCGCCUCGCAGCUGGCAGCCGCAGCCGCAGCUGCCGACCAGGUGGAGCUGGAGCGCCUGCGCGGGCAGACGGAGCAGCUCAAGGCGGCCAGCGAGGGGUUGCGGGAGGACGUGGCGCGGCUGCGGGAGGAGGUGCUGCACCUGACGGCGCAGGGGGUGGCAGCGCAGGCCAGCGCGCAGCAGCUGCAGCAGGAGCGCGACCAGGCGGUGCAGCAGCGGGAGGAGGCGCAGCAGCAGCGCGAGGAGCUGCAGCAGCAGCUGGUGGCCACGCGGGAGUCCCUGGAGCGGCGCAUCCAGCAACUGGAGGCGGCCUGGCGGGACGACUCAGCGGCGCGGGCGCGGGCGGCGCAGGAGGCGGAGACGGCGAUGAUGCGCGGUCAUGGGGAGGAGCUUGCGGCACGGCAGCGCGCAUGGGACGGACAGCUGAGGGCGCGGGAGAAGGCGUGGGAGGAGGAGCGAGAGGCGCUGCAGAGGACGUGGGAUGGGCAGAAUAAGGCGCGAGAGAGGGCGUGGGCUGAGGAACGGGAGGCAAUGCAGCGGGCGCAGGAGGAGGAGCUAGCUCGCAAGGAUCAGGAGCUGCUGGUGCUGCGGGAGCGCAUGCGCGAGGCGCAGUCCAGUGUUGCGGAGCUGGCGGCCGAAGUGGCUACCUUUAAGUUCCAGGCGGAGCGCUACGCGGCGGUGUUCCGGGAGAACGAGGACCUCAAGCAGCGCCUGGCGCAGGCUGAGGAGACCAUCCGAGCGCGCGAUGCGGCGCUGGAGGAGGCGGCUGCCUCCCAGGCCGCCCAGCUGGAGCUGUGGAAGGCGGAGGCCAAUGAGGUGGCGCAGGCGGCAGCCAAAUGGAAGCAGCGGUGUACGGCACUGCAGGGACAGUUGGAGGCCAAGGACACGGAGAGCCAGGAGGUGGAUCAGGAGGCCCGUUCUCUUGCAGGGCGGCUCAGCAUGUCGGAGACGGAACGGGUAAAGCUGCAGGAAGCGAUGGCAAGCAUGGAGAGCAGACUGGCGCUUGUAACUCAAGAGGCGAACUCCUACAGGCUGCAACUAUCCGAGGUGCUGGCCUCCCACCAGAGCUCCCUGCGCCAGGCGGAGGUCGCCCAACAGGAGCUGCACCUGCGGGAUCUGCAGGAGCUGGAGGCGAAGCGUCGCGCCCUGGACGAUCUGUCCGACCAGCUGAACGACGCCGAGCGAGGCCGCGCCGCCGCCCAGGCUGAGGCCGCCCAGCUGCGGGAGAAGGUGGCGCUGCUGAGCCGCGAGGUCAACCGCGCCAAAGCCCUUGCAGACGCCGCCGCGGCUCGGACCCAGAGCUUGGGUGCUGCGGCGGUGGCUGCGCUAGGUGCCGGAGAGGGGCUCCGCAGGGGAGCACCGCAGCAGCCACAGCAGCAGUACCAGGCAGGCGGGCCGGCAGGGGCUGUGCAGCGGCUACUGGAGCUGGAGCACGAGGCGGAGGAACGGGAGCGGGCGCUCGCGGAACGCCGGGGGAGCGCUGGCGGCCGGGGCAUCGGCGACUUGGAGCUUGAGGCAGAGAGCUGGUUCAGUUCGCUGGAGGAGACGCCCCAGGCCAAGGCACCAGCGCCCGCACCCGCACCUGGGCCCCCACGCCAAGCCCGCACCGGACUGCAGCUCCGCUGGGCGGACACGCAGCAGGACGGCCGCGCUGCCGCACCCACACCGCAGCAACACCAACACCAACAGCAGCCGCCUCACUACCAUCACACCUACCACCAGCCGCAGCAACACCAGCCUCAACCGCAACCCCGGCAGCAACUGCCCCAACAGCACCAGCAGCCACAGACCUCCUCAUACGGCGGUGCUGCAGCGCGGUCAAGUGACACAGUGACUGGGGGUGCAGCGCCGGCUGCUGCUGCCCGGGCCUACGACGUUACAAUCAGCCCCAGCCAGGGAUCCACACCGCGGCUUGAGGACAUGCCGGGCAUGCAGGUGCCUCCUCCUGCAGGGUUUCCGCAUGCUCAGCCGCCGCCGCAGCCGUCCUCGGCGUUCAGGCAGCAGCCCCCGGGCGCCUUGCAGCACGCGGGCUUCAUGCAGCCGCAGGUGCAGCCAGGCAGUGCGGCUGCUGCUGCUGCUACUCCGGGAAGCAUGGGAGUGUGCGGUGCUGCGGCAGCUGCGGCGGGGACUUACACGGCGGUAGGUGGUGGGUGGGAAUCCCUUGCUGGUUGCGGUGUUCAGGGCGCCAACUGCCACCUCGUUUCGUCGCUGUCUCUUCCGCCGGGAUAUGUGCCGUACCGUCUGGGACCCGGAAGACGACCAGUGUUCCUGAGCUGCAGAAGGCUUGCGGCGGUAUCAGGUGGUCCGACCCUUGGGUCAGGGUGACGGCAGUUUCACACCACGUACGGCCCCCGCCUCGCAACCCCCCCAGCCCGCGUUCCAGCAUUCGGCCGCCCCCUUGGCGACUGGCCUGCCAGGCCCCGCCACCGGCGGCCAACCAUACACAUCCUAUGCGCCCUACUCCCGCUCGUACGGCCCCUCUCAAGCUCAACCGCAGCAGCAACAGCAGCCGCUGCAGCAGCAACAGCAGUCGCUUCCCUACCCUCCUGUCCUGACCUCAUACCGAAGCGACCUAGCACGGCCCUACAGCGCAGCCGCAGCUGCCGGCGCGCCGCCCUACUCCCCCGCCUUCUCCGAAUCGGCGUCCAAUGCAUCGUCGAACCUGCAAGAGCGGCUACAGCGGCUGCUGGGAACUGGGACGCUGCUGUAAUAGCUACCGGCAAAGCGACAGUGCGACGCUGCCAGGAGUCAUGUGUCGGACAGAGGCGGUUUACAAACGGUGGUGAUGACCUGGUGGUGUUGCAGUAGGCGCCCUGAACUGCAACCCCGGCAAAUCGGCUGCGGGCCAACACCUCUCCUGUGUUUGUGCCCCAGGCCCUUUAGGCCAGCAUGCCAUGCGAACGGUUUGGCGAGAACCUUGUACACCUAAAAGGACAGGAAUGUCCCUCUUCCGUGAACCAAGAGCCGUAGGCCAAUGACCUGUGAUUUCGACUCUAUGUGAGAAUUACGACUCGAGGCCACGCACAUGUCAGCACUUGAAGCAUUGCAAUGCUACGGGGUCAGCGCCGCCCCGCGUGUGGUCUCGGCUUAAAUGCCGUUGUACCAGCAUUGGUGUAACAUCCAGCGAUUGUG
Molecule: messenger RNA, 4481 nt
Organism: Astrephomene gubernaculifera
Lineage: Eukaryota; Viridiplantae; Chlorophyta; Chlorophyceae; Chlamydomonadales; Astrephomenaceae
Source: the annotation of a GenBank genome assembly